AUGGUUGACGAAAUUCAAAAGAUUAAAAAGGAAAUAGCUUUAAACAAUGUAAUAAUAUUUAUUGGUAAAGGCGUAUCUAUUUAUACGACGAAUGGUGAACAAGAAUUUUCUCAUUGGAAAGGAUUAGUAUACGAUGGACUUCAGCAAUGUCAUGACUCAAGUUGGAUUAGUGACGAAGAAUUUGAAAAUUUCUUUAUUAAAUUUAAGAGUAACACAGCAGAAGUUGAAGAUUAUUUACAUGCCACCGAUCGAAUUAAAUGUUGUUUGAAAAAAGGAGGCGAUGCUUAUAAACUAUGGUUGAGAGACACACUAGGAAAGUUAUUAGUUAAAAGAGCGGAACUUAUUGAAGCUAUAGGAGAAUUAGGAUGUCCUAUUUUAACAACUAACUAUGAUGCACUUCUUGCAGAAAUACUUAAUAAGAAGCCACUAACUUGGAAUAAAUAUUAUAUUGAAGAUAUUGAUAAUUCAUUAGACGUUCUCAAAAAUUAUAUUUUACAUAUACAUAGAUAUUUUGAAGAAUCUGAUACUGUCAUUUUUAGUAGUGAUGAUUAUAAUCAAAUGCCCAAAAAAACAUUAGGACUAUCAAAUUUAGGAGCACUUAUGGAAAGAAAAACAUUGUUAUUAAUUGGAUAUGGUGCUGACAUGUCAGAUUCAAAUUUUUCGAAUUUAUUGAAAUGGCUAUACCGUUUAACAAAUCACAAAUCAUUAUCAAUUUAUAAACUUGUUACAUCAAAUACAAAUAAAAUUUUUAAUAAAACAUCAGAUAUUUCAUUUUUAGAGAAUAUCAAAGAGCUUCCAUAUGGUUAUACUUUACGAGAUUUAUUAUAUUUUAUAAAAAAUCUCAAAUCAUUUACACCAUUAAUACAUGAAAAUUUAUCAUUUACAGAUAAACAAGAAAUUGUUCGAAAAAAAUAUUUGAAUUAUCUUAUUAAUGAAUAUGGAUAUGUAUCAAUUUUUGGAUAUUCUAAUAGUAAUAUAAGUUUACCUUUACAAAGUGUUUAUGUUGAAUUAAAAUUUGAUCCAACACAUCCAUCUAUUAAAGCAAUGAAAACACUUGAAAUUAGUGAAGAAUUUAAACGUAAACUUACAUCUUCUAGUUUUUUCAACCAAAAUGAAAGAAAAAAAUCGAAUAGAGCUAUUUUAGAAAAAAAUAUAUGUAGUCAUGAAACGAUUUAUCGAGAUUUUAUGAUGGAUCAAUGGUUAAAUGUUUUUUUAAAUAAUAAAAAUAUAUUUACUGAAGAUGAAGCAAUAGCCAUUCAAAAUAAAGUAAAUCAACUAAAACAAACAUUUAAUGAAUUUAAACAUUUUAUAAUUCUUGAUCAUCCUGGUUCAGGCAAGACAACAUUAUCAAAAUGGUUAGUUACAAAUAUGACUAAACAAUGUUUAGGUGAAAACAAUUUAUUAUUUGAUAAUACAAAUGAUAAUAAAGAGAAAAUACCAAUUCUUAUUCCAAUAUGGAAAUAUGUUGAUCAAUUAAAAGAAAAUCAACAAAAGAAAAGUUUACUUGAAUUUAUUUAUGAAAAUUCUACGUUUAAUUCAACUUGUUUUUAA
Messenger RNA from Rotaria sp. Silwood2, 1551 nucleotides. Lineage: Eukaryota; Metazoa; Rotifera; Eurotatoria; Philodinida; Philodinidae. The record is from the annotation of a GenBank genome assembly.